UCUUUCAACUUUUAUUUCGGAUGGCUUUUUAGUUUUCGGGCGUUCUUUGUAAAACAGUCAUCUGAGUGAGUCAUGCAUUUUGUAGUCGAAAUUUGGGGCAGACUAUUUACCGAAGACUUAAUUCGUAGUGUUUGUGAGUUUGUCUGAUAGGUUUGGAUUGAUCUCUUGUAUCAUCGUAUGGAUCGUAUCUGCUAAAAUGGCUAUGAGCGGACUGUCUGUUUUGGGUUCUGCACCACAGAACGUCAGCACAUCGGACACACUGUCCAAUUUAUUGGUGGUGAUUCUGGAUCUGAAUGCGUCGUGGUGGAGUGAACAGUUGGAUGGCGGCGAUGAUCAGCAGAAAGUUCCCAAUGGCGUCCAUGACUCGCAGACCUUUUUUCCCCUCGCAUCGGCGCUCGAUCACAUCCUGGUGUACCUUAAUUCCUACAUGCUCAUUCAUCCCAACAACCGUGUUGUUGUGCUGGGUUGUUUGAGAUCGCAGAGUUAUUUCCUGUACCCAUCGGGUGUGGUGUCUCCGGAGCCGCUGGUCAACGACAGCCGAGCAGAAUUGUUUCGCGUGGUCGAUCACAGCAUCGUUCAGGAGAUUCGCCGCAUCAUGACGGAAUCUCUGAAUGAUCCGGAUGCGGCUAAAGAGAGCACGCGGGAGAGUGUCUUCGUCGGCGCCUUAUCGCGAUCUCUUUGCUACAUUCAUCGCGCUCAGCGAGAAGCACCAAAAGGCCGGUCUGUUCAAGCGCGAAUAGUGGUUAUUGAAACCGGCCUGGAUAGCUCAUCCCAUUAUAUGCAUUUCAUAAAUUCAGUAUUCACCGCACAGAAAAUGAACGUAAAGAUUGAUGCCUGCAUACUUGGCGAUGAUUCGAUACUUUUGCAACAAGCUGUGGAUCUCACCGGAGGAAUUUAUCUCAAAGUGGAACAUCCUGGCGGUUUGGUGCAGCUUCUCAAUAGUUUAUUCGUGAUUGAUGCCAGCGAACGGAGUAAGAUGAUGAUCCCCGAGAAAGUCCAAGUGGAUUAUCGUGCCGCGUGUUUCUGUCAUCAGAAGCUUAUUGAAGUUGGUUGGGUGUGUUCCGUUUGUCUUUCCGUUUUCUGUGCCUUCAGUCCGAUGUGCUCGACGUGUCAGACGACGUUCAAGUUUAUGGCUGGUUUGAAAAAGCGGAAACCAUUUGACUCUCCUUCGUCGUCGGUUCCUUCGCCGUCCACUUCGUCGUUGAAACGCACGCGUUCGGACGCGGACAUGAAUGGAAGAUCUUAAUAUGUUAUUUUCCUUAAUUUUUGUAUUUGUAACUGAUGAUGUUUUUUGUAUCUGCCGACGAAUUUGAUGUCAAUAAGUUUUUGUGAUAGUUAUUAUUUUAGCUGGGUAUUAUGAGCGAAAGAUGUUAUAAAUAGGAAAGAAUCGGGAUGUACAGCCAGAUAAGGGCUUGUCUAAAAACUUGUCUAACUUGUCUAAAAAAUUGAAAAAAUGGUAUA
Paramacrobiotus metropolitanus is the source of this 1461-nucleotide messenger RNA. RefSeq names its product general transcription factor IIH subunit 3-like. The record is from RefSeq and is a predicted model, not a curated record. NCBI's taxonomy places the organism in Eukaryota, Metazoa, Tardigrada, Eutardigrada, Parachela, Macrobiotidae. Gene Ontology annotation, biological process: nucleotide-excision repair; regulation of DNA-templated transcription. Gene Ontology annotation, cellular component: transcription factor TFIIH core complex; transcription factor TFIIH holo complex. Bases 197 to 1246 code for a protein of 349 amino acids. The transcript has 9 exons.